Molecule: messenger RNA, 2799 nt
Organism: Symbiodinium natans
Lineage: Eukaryota; Dinophyceae; Suessiales; Symbiodiniaceae
Source: the annotation of a GenBank genome assembly
AUGACCACAGCCGGCGUUUGGGAUCCCAAGCAAGCGGGCAUUGACAUGAAGCGAAAGUCGUCAUUUUCGCUUCUGGACAACACCAAGCGGCCCAUGCCCAGCGAAGAUGAGGCCGGCGACCAGAAAGAGAAAUUGGAGAAGCUUUGGAAGCUGAUGGACACCUAUGAGCCAAACGACCCGGAGUCCAUCCAGAAGUCCUUCGCCCGACAUUUGGAGUAUUCCCUGGCCUGCACACGCUUCAACUUCACCAUGCAGGAUGCCUACCGGGCAGCUGGCUUGGUACUCCGGGACCGCCUCCUGGAGUCUCUGAACGAUACAAACGCGUACUACAGGAAGAUGGACGUGAAGCGAGGGUACUACUUGUCUGCUGAGUACCUGAUUGGAAGGCACAUGCAGAACGCCAUUGCCAACCUCGACCUGGAACAGCCCUUCAAGGAAGCCUUCCAGGGUCUCGGCAUGCAGCUCGAGGACCUUUUCCACGAGGAGGCGGACCCGGCGCUGGGCAAUGGUGGCCUCGGUCGUCUUGCCGCUUGCUUCCUUGACUCGAUGGCCACAUUGUCGUUGCCGUGCUGGGGCUACGGCAUCCGUUACAGCUACGGCAUGUUCAAGCAGGAUAUCCAGAACGGCCGUCAGGUCGAGAUGCCUGAUUUCUGGAUUGGGGAUGGAUGCCCCUUCGAAAUCCCUCGGCCAGACAUCACCUACCCUGUGCGUUUGUAUGGCGAAGUCGUCGAGGGCCUUGAUGCCAGUGGGUCAUGGUCCAUGAGCUGGGUCGGCGGCGAAAUUGUGCAGGCCAUGGCCUACGACAAUCCCAUUCCGGGCUUCGACACGUACAACACAAACAACCUGCGGUUGUGGCGUGCGUGCGCUUCGAAGGAGUUCGACCUGGAUCAGUACAGCGCCGCAAACUUUACCGAUGCUGUGGAGUCGCGGCGAAAGGCGGAGGAUCUGUCUGCAGUUCUGUAUCCGAACGAUGCAACCUACGAGGGAAAGGAGCUCCGCCUGCGGCAGCAGUACUUUUUUGUGAGCGCUUCUUUGCAGGAUCUGCUGCGUGAGUUCAUCAAGCGCCCGAACUACAAGUGGUCGGAGCUGCCGGAGAAGGUUGCUGUGCAGAUGAACGACACACAUCCGACCAUUGCUGUGGCAGAGAUGAUGCGCUUGCUGGUUGAUGUGAUGCGGGUGCACUGGGAUGAAGCCUGGGAACUCACCACAAAGUGCCUGAACUACACUAACCAUACGGUCAUGCCGGAGGCUUUGGAGAAAUGGCCCGUUGAGAUGAUGACCCGCAUGUUGCCCCGUCAUGUGCAGAUCAUUGGCGAGCUCAACCUGCGCUGGAUCAACGCACUGGUGGCAAAGUACGGCGACGGGCCCAUGAUCCACGCCUUGAGCAUCUUCGAAGAGGGUGACGUCAAGAAGAUCCGGAUGGGCAACUUGGCCAUCAUGGGCGCCAACAAGGUGAACGGCGUGGCCGCCAUUCACACGGAGAUCAUCAAGAAGGAGACUUUCCCCGAGUUCUAUAAGUACUGCUGCGACAGUGGCAAGCCCGACACGAUCGUGAACAUGACCAAUGGAGUGACACCACGCCGCUGGGUGCACUGUGCGAACCCUGCUUUGUCUGCUAUCUUCACCAAGUAUCUGGGCUCUCAUGAGUGGUUGACGGACAUGACGAAGCUGAAGGACAUGUUGAAAUUCAAGGAGGACCCAAAGCUGCACGCUGAGUGGAUGGACAUGAAGAAGACGGCCAAAGCAAACCUUGCAGGCUUCGUGAAGGAGAAGCUGGACCUGGACAUCGACCAGGACGCACUCAUCGACAUCCAGAUCAAGCGCAUCCACGAGUACAAGCGCCAAUUGCUCAAUGUCCUGUACGUCAUCCACCGCUACCAGGAGCUGAAGAAGAAGUCGCCCGCUGAGCGCGAGAAGGUGCAGAAGAGGGUGGUGUUGAUCGGCGGCAAGGCAGCGUCUGCGUAUGUGAAUGCAAAGAUCAUCAUCAAGUUGAUCAACAAUGUUGGCAAGGUCAUCAACAACGAUCCGGACACUGGAAAGCUUCUGAAGAUUGCUUUUGUGCCCAACUACUGCGUCUCUGCAGCGCAAGUCAUGAUCCCCGCUUCCGACAUCUCGGAGCACAUCUCGACAGCAGGCACCGAGGCAAGCGGAACCUCCAACAUGAAGUUUGUCAUGAAUGGUGGGUUGAUUAUUGGUACCAUGGAUGGUGCGAACAUUGAGAUUCGCGAGGAGUGUGGUGAGGACACCAUGUUCAUUUUCGGCUGCUUGGAGCAUGAGGUUGCUGGAAUUUCAGCCAAAGCCAAGAGCGGCCACUACCCCAUUGACAGCCGAUUGCAAGCUGUUUUCCAGGCCAUUCGCAAUGGGGAAUUCUCGAAGGGCGAGCCCGAGGCACAUGGGGAGUUCUGCUCGCUGAUUGACAAGCUCUGCAACACACACGGCGCUGGCACCUGGGAAGGUGACAAGUACUUGGUGGUGUAUGACUUCCCCUCUUAUGUCGAUGCGCAGAACAAAGUCGAUGCCACCUACGCGGAUAAGUCAAAGUGGUGCAAGCUCAGCAUCCAGGCUGCUUCCUCCAUGGCGAAGUUUUCGACGGACCGCACCAUCCAGGCGCCAGUUUCAGAAUUUGCAUCCACUCUGCUCUUGCUCUGGCCACGGGUCUGGGUAGCUGAUGCUCAUGAUACUCGCAUGCUCGACCAGUCGGGCUUCUACGAGUCAAGGGUCUGGGCGGCUGAUGCUCAUGAUGCUCGCCCAGUGGGGCUUGUACGGGCCGAGGGUCUUCGCCCAGAGGGGCUUCUAUGA